Molecule: messenger RNA, 435 nt
Organism: Cricetulus griseus (Chinese hamster)
Lineage: Eukaryota; Metazoa; Chordata; Mammalia; Rodentia; Cricetidae
Source: RefSeq, a predicted model, not a curated record
UCUCCAAAGAAAGUUGGUGAUGACAUUGCCAAGGCAACCGGUGACUGGAAAGGUCUGAGGAUUACAGUGAAACUGACCAUCCAGAACAGACAGGCCCAGAUUGAGGUGGUGCCCUCUGCCUCCGCCCUGAUCAUUAAAGCCCUCAAGGAGCCGCCAAGAGACAGGAAGAAGCAGAAGAACAUUAAGCACAGUGGAAAUAUCACUUUCGAUGAGAUUGUCGGCAUUGCCCGUCAGAUGAGGCACCGGUCUUUAGCCAGAGAACUUUCUGGAACUAUUAAAGAGAUCUUGGGCACUGCACAGUCUGUGGGCUGUAAUGUGGAUGGCCGCCACCCUCAUGACAUCAUUGAUGACAUCAACAGUGGUGUAGUGGAAUGCCCAGCUAGUUAAGAAGCACCAAGAGAAAAUAUCUCAAUAAAAAACAUGUGACAACCAGCA